AACGCUGAAAUUUUGCAUUUCAUUACAGUGAUAAAAGUCGCGGCCGGCUGUUCUGUUGAAACUAAAUUCAUUCUACGCAUUCAGUAACAUCUUUUCACGAAUUGAUAUUUAUUUUUUUGAUCAUCGAAGCUACGAUAAAUCAAAAUGGCAACAUGGAUUGCAUUGGAAUCAAAUCCAGAGGUGCUCAGUAAAUACGUCCAUAAAUUGGGUGUUUCACCUCUAUGGAGCCUUAUCGAUGUGUUUGGGUUGGAACCAGACCAGUUGGAAUGGCUUCCAAAGCCGGUUAAGGCGUUGAUUCUUCUGUUUCCAUGCUCGGAUAGCUUCGAACAGUACUCGAAGCAACAAGAUGCUGAGCUUCAAGCAAAUCCACCAAAGGUUCCCGAUGGCAUUUUCCAUUUGAGACAAUACAUUCGCAAUGCUUGCGGUGCCAUCGCCUUGGUUCAUAGCGUGUCUAACAAUCCAGACAUUGAGGUUGAAGAGGGCAGCAUUUUGAAAAAGUAUUUGGAUCAAGCACGCAGUUUGACAUCUGAAGAGCGUGGAAAAUUGCUCGAGAACGACGCAUCGUUCUCGCAAGCUCAUCAAGAGCUAGCGAUCGAAGGUCAAACGGACGCAAACUCCGGCGAGCCGGUGAAUCAUCAUUUUGUUGCAUUUGUCAAUUUCAACAAUGAACUCUUCGAGUUGGAUGGACGCAAGUCGUAUCCAAUCCCACACGGUGCCACCAGUGAUGACUCAUUUCUAUUGGACGCCGCCAAAGUAUGUAAGGCUGCUAUCGCACGCGAUCCAGAAGAUGUUAACUUCAGUGUUAUUGCUUUGGCUCCAACUCAGGAUUGAAGUGUUUAUUAAAACAGCAUAUAUACGUCAAACAUUUGCACUGUGUUAAAUCAAGCAUUCCGAAUGCUUUGAUCCAUUUUUCAAACAAAAAAAUGUGCUAACGAAAAAAACUAAACACAGAAACAACAAUUUUUGAUGUGCAUUUACAUGGCUUGAUAAUUCAAUUAUAUGGCAAGCAUGAAACCGACCAAAACCAAAAUAAGCUUAUACAUUUUAGCGAUUAUAUUUUAUGCGCUGGCAAACACAUGAGCAUUCGUUUCUAAAAACAAUUUCAUAUAAACAAUUUUUUUGUCGAAUCAAAUUCAAUAAAUAAAAGGCAUUCAGCUGUGAAAAUA
Messenger RNA from Sitodiplosis mosellana (orange wheat blossom midge), 1166 nucleotides. It is a transcript of the gene Uch, whose product is annotated as ubiquitin carboxyl-terminal hydrolase. The transcript is spliced from 5 exons. Gene Ontology annotation, biological process: protein deubiquitination; ubiquitin-dependent protein catabolic process. The coding region runs from base 145 to 831 and encodes 228 amino acids. The record is from RefSeq and is a predicted model, not a curated record. Lineage: Eukaryota; Metazoa; Arthropoda; Insecta; Diptera; Cecidomyiidae. Gene Ontology annotation, cellular component: cytoplasm. Gene Ontology annotation, molecular function: cysteine-type deubiquitinase activity.